Messenger RNA from Xenopus tropicalis (tropical clawed frog), 905 nucleotides. RefSeq names its product general transcription factor IIA 2 (gene gtf2a2). The transcript has 5 exons. Gene Ontology annotation, cellular component: nucleus; transcription factor TFIIA complex. Bases 171 to 500 code for a protein of 109 amino acids. Gene Ontology annotation, biological process: transcription initiation at RNA polymerase II promoter. The record is from RefSeq and is a predicted model, not a curated record. NCBI's taxonomy places the organism in Eukaryota, Metazoa, Chordata, Amphibia, Anura, Pipidae.
GAAUGUUUAUUUGUCAUUCAUAGGCCCUGAAGGGGACGCGCUGCUGCGGGUGGUCCAUAAGCGCAAGUUCAUUUGGUGUUUAGCUGAUGGCGCAUAUACAUAUCUUGACAGUAUUGGCUUAAUUUACAAUUACGUCAGUGGAUGGUCGACUGAAUUGUCUUCCAUUAGCCAUGGCUUAUCAACUGUACAGGAAUACGACACUGGGUAACAGUCUUCAGGAAAGCUUGGAUGAGCUAAUACAGUCUCAACAGAUCAACCCUCAACUUGCACUUCAGGUUCUGCUACAGUUUGACAAGGCUAUUAAUUCAGCAUUGGCACAGCGGGUCAGAAACAGAGUCAACUUUAGGGGAUCCUUAAACACUUAUAGGUUUUGUGACAAUGUAUGGACCUUUGUGUUGAACGAUGUCGAGUUCAGAGAGGUUACUGACCUAGUGAAGGUGGAUAAAGUUAAAAUUGUUGCCUGUGAUGGAAAAAACACCGGUUCAAACACUGCAGAGUAAGAAAAAUGGAAUAUUUCUCUAAAUGGUUUCUGUUGGUCAGCGGCCUUUCCAGGAAUAUAACGGACACGACUGUUUAUUUAUUUCAAUGAUACAGCCAAAAGAAGCUAUCCUACAGCAUUCACUCGAGAUUUGGAAAAUUUCUUUUUCUACUUACAUGUAGCACACAAAAGCUUCCUAUAUAAGGUUUUUUCUUUUUCUUUUUAAUACUAAAUGUGAAGUUGCCUUUUUUUUCUUUUUUCAACAUGUCUAAUAAACUUUUAUUUAACAAAAGGAAAAUGUAUCUUUAAACCAAAUGCUUAUGGGUUAAAUUACAACGGAUAUGGGGCUACACAGGGACUACAUGGGACUAAGAAGCUAUCUGGGAGCUGUGAGAUAAAACUAGCUUUUGGCUCUUGCUGAGCAAAA